AUGGAGUUGACGUUCAUGAACGAUCUGGGGCAGAGCUUUGUCGUUGAGAUUGAUGAGAAUAUGGAGUUGGAGAAUGUUAUGGCUUUGCUUGAGGCAGAGUCAGGCAUCCCAGCUUCUGAGCAGAGCAUCUCGUACAAUGGACGCGAGCUCAGUAAUCCCAAAUCUACGAUUCGGCAGUUGGGAGUUGAAGGGCAGUCUGCGAUGCUGUUUUUGAGGAGGAAGGUGGCUACCGUUCAGGGAGGAACGAUGGAACAAGACGCUGAAAUGAUGCGUCUCCAAAUGCUCGGAGAUCCACAGCUAAUGCAACAGCUUCGUGAGCAACAACCAGACCUCGCCGACGUAGUCGAGAACCACCCCUCCCGCUUCGCCGAGACCAUGCGCGCCAUGCGUUCGCAAAUGGACACAGUGAACAGAAACGCUGCUAUCGAGCGUCUCAACGCCAACCCGUUCGAUGUGGAAGCGCAGCGAAAGAUCGAGGAGGAGAUUAGGAUGCAGGCUGUUGCUGAGAACAUGACGCAUGCGCUGGAGUAUAGUCCAGAGUUUUUCGGGAGGGUGCACAUGCUUUAUAUCAAGGUGGAGGUGAAUGGACAUCCUGUGAAGGCUUUUGUGGAUUCGGGUGCUCAGUCGACUAUCAUGACCCCUGAAUGCGCCGAAGCUUGCGGAAUAAUGCGGUUACUCGACUCGCGGUUCGCAGGUGUCGCUCACGGUGUUGGAACAGCCAAGAUUCUUGGACGGAUCCACGCAGCGCAGCUCAAAGUGGCCGACAUUUUCCUUCCUUGCGCGUUCACCAUCAUGGAGGGCCGCACAGUCGACCUCCUCUUUGGACUGGACAUGCUCAAAGCGCACCAGGCUAUCAUUGACCUCAAGAAGAAUUGUCUGAUUAUCCAGGACCGCGAGGUACCCUUCCUACCUGAACAUGAGCUCCCCGAAAAGGCGCGUGAUAUGCCCCUGGAAGAGGAUGUGUCGGGUGGACCGUCGACUGCGGGGCCUUCGUCUGCUGGGGGGUCCAUUAGCAACCCUGCUGCAAGGAACAUGUCUGGCGGGAGUUUCCCGAGUGGGGAAGGGAGAACUUUGGGUGCUGCGCCUGCUUCUAGGACACCCGGGGGAGGGGGAACGAGUCAGCCUCCGGCGCAGGCGAGCAGGUUCCCUGAGGAACAUAUCAAGACGAUUAUGGACUUUGGAGUGUCGAGGGAGAUGGCGAUUAGUACGUUGGAAGCUGCUGGUGGAAAUUUGGAUGUUGCUGCUUCUUUGUUGUUCUAA
Coprinopsis cinerea okayama7#130 is the source of this 1260-nucleotide messenger RNA. RefSeq names its product SNARE binding protein. The coding region runs from base 1 to 1260 and encodes 419 amino acids. Gene Ontology annotation, molecular function: aspartic-type endopeptidase activity; protein binding. NCBI's taxonomy places the organism in Eukaryota, Fungi, Basidiomycota, Agaricomycetes, Agaricales, Psathyrellaceae. Gene Ontology annotation, biological process: proteolysis. The record is from RefSeq and is a predicted model, not a curated record. The transcript is spliced from 8 exons.